AUUUAACUUGGGACUGAGCACCACUCGCUACAGACACACUCACACACAGUGUGCCUAAGCAAAGAAACGCUCCAGCGCCAAGUCUCUCAGACUCCUGAAGUAGGAGCGACUCUGUAGGAGCUUCUGUACCAGUUAUCAAAGGAGUAGAGACGCUCCCUCGGGAAUUGACCGCUUGCAUCGACCGGGCAAAAAGGCUCCAGAUUAUGGACUGUCUCGUCAUGCAGCGACAGUGGGACCUGGAGCUUUUCUGAAAAGGAUUCAGCAAUGCCACAGUGAAAGGAACUUUGAACUAACAGCGUUUACUGGCUUUUAUUUGCAGUUUGCAUUUGAUAUGCACUGACACUGCAAUCUGUAACGCCGCUUUUCAGCGUUUAUUUCAAAUUACAUGCACAGCCGAGAGUUGUGUUGGGAAUAUACAGCCUGAGACUUUUGUGUAAAGAGCUGCUCUGCGAUUUGGAACAUCCUCUGGAAAGAUAAAUGGCUGUUAUUUCAUAAGUUGCAUCCCACUGCGGCGCAUUCUUCUCUAAGUUAUUUUUGGACAUUUUCAGCGAGGUGCACGGAUCGACGGCUGGAAUACCACAGGGGACUGACUGCAGAGAACAUUUCCUCAGUCCAUGGAUUGUGCGCCCUGGGACCUUGUCAAACCUGAGAGCGUCAGGCGACGUUAAGAGAAGCCACGUUUAUAAAAGCCGUGCGUAAAAAUAACAUUGGCCAAGGCAGCCCUCAUUGCCGGGCGCGUGACAUUUAAAACUUGGUCAAGUACUCUUUUGUGCGCCCUUCUCUCUCGGGACGCUCCGGAUCUAUUCUGUCUCUUUAGAAAACACUUCAUUCCAUGCAGCUCUCGCCUCGGCCGCUGUCAUCCAGUGUAGACAGUUCGUCGUGGCUUCGAGUCCCCGGGGUAACCAUGACAACCGAAAGAAACCCAAAGUGAAUCCAAGGGAGCGGGGUGAGGCCGGAGAGAGCGUGAAUAGAGUUUUCCCCAUUCUGUUUUGUGCUUUUUUUGUGUUUAGACUAAACACUUUUUUUGCAAAGCAGGGGCACCGCGCCGCGCUGCAGAGUUGCAUCAGCGGGCAAAUUGCAAAGUUGAAGGAGCCCUAAAAAGCAAAGCGCUCCAUGUCAUUCAAACCCGACGUGGUCUAUUAAAAGUAUCGCCUUGCUGGUGACUGAACUUCUACUAUUUAUGAAGCCCCGGGCAAGUCAUUGCAGAGAACACAGUGACCGGGAAGAGAAUUGAAUAUUAUUUACGCGAGAAGAACCGGUGCGUAAAACCAAGAGGAAUAAUGGGCCUCUCACAAACGCUACUCGUUUACGUGCUGGUGUGCGUUCACCUUGGAGUUUCACAGCAUUACCUUCGCCUCCGUCCAUCGCCCAGUGAUCACCUCCCCGUGCCCGACCUCAAGGAGGACCCCGACCCGGAGUACGACCCCCGGGAGCAGGACUUGGCCGAGAGGACUCUGAGGAAAAAGCUCGGCAGUAACUUUGACCCCAACUUCAUGUCCAUCACCUCGCCCAUGCUGGUGAACCUCUCCGCGCCAGACAACCAGGUGAAGCUGCAGGGGCCCAUGCCUAACGAGAUUAAAAAGCUGGACCUCACAGAGACCCCCUAUGGAAAGCGGGUAAAAGUGGGCAAGAAAGCCCGCAGGAAAUUUCUGCAGUGGCUGUGGACCUACACGCACUGCCCUGUGGUACACACCUGGAAGGAUUUGGGCGUGAGGUUCUGGCCACGUUACAUCAAGGAGGGAAACUGUUUCUCUGAGCGCUCGUGCUCCUUCCCUGAGGGGAUGUCUUGCAAACCCGUCAAGUCAAUCAACAAGAUUUUCCUCCGGUGGUAUUGUCAAGGUUUUCUAAGACAGAAAUACUGUACGUGGAUACAGGUGCAAUACCCAAUCAUCUCAGAGUGCAAGUGUUCGUGCUGAUUUUCUCUAAAGGAAGUGGAGUGGUGGUCGAGGGGGGAGUGGACUGGAAAUACGGUUUCUAUUGCACUGUUAACUCUCUACAGAGGUGGGCACCAUAGCAAAUCUAUUUUUUUAUAUAGCAUUUUAAGUGAAAUACCAACAUUGUACAUAUUUAAGAAAAAUGCAGCUAUUUUUUCUAAUUGAACCAGGACCAUAUUUUAUUCUCAGCCCUGAAACGUUGUUUUUGGGGAAAACACGAGCACUUCAUAAAGAAGAGCUUCUUUUUUUUUUUUUUUUUUUUUUUUUUGAUAUUUUUUAUGAGACAUUGAGGAUGCAAUGCAUAUGCUACACUUCUCCAAGAGGUGACCUUUUUUUUUCUCUUCAACUGAACAUUGAUGCUGACUGUUAUUUCACUGCAAUGCUGCCUAGAGUUUUUGUAUAAUAUUAAUAUCAAUAAUAAUUAAAUUGUAAAAAAAAAAGAAGAAAAGUUGAGGUUAAAGAUAUAUAUAAAGGCGUGAACUCAGCUUUUUUUUGGAAUACAUAGUAUUGUAGAAAUAAACAAAAUCUGUACGUUUUAUUUAUUAUUUUAACGAUUGUGAGUAUAGAGCAUAAGGAAAGAGAAUAGCAGAGUAUACCAGAAAAAAAUAUGG
Epinephelus fuscoguttatus (brown-marbled grouper) is the source of this 2545-nucleotide messenger RNA. RefSeq names its product noggin 2 (gene nog2). The transcript has a single exon. The record is from RefSeq and is a predicted model, not a curated record. Gene Ontology annotation, biological process: negative regulation of BMP signaling pathway; negative regulation of cell differentiation; osteoblast differentiation. NCBI's taxonomy places the organism in Eukaryota, Metazoa, Chordata, Actinopteri, Perciformes, Serranidae. Bases 1281 to 1916 code for a protein of 211 amino acids.